GGCGAAUCCAAGUCUUGCUCGACGGCACUAACGCUGCUUUCACUCGUCGUCGACCAUGAUUUCUCGGUCAAUUCGUGCUUCACGCCUCGUCUCUCGUCGCGUUCUUCCUCCCAUCUCACGAGUGCAAUGGCGGAGACAUUUUGCAGCACCUUCCGAACCCCCAAAGAAUGACGACAAACGACUGGAUGAUAAAGGGAAGCAACGUGAGGACCUCGACCGAAAGGACGAUCAGAAAGGAUUCCCCCCUCCUCUCGAGGGUUUCUUUCAGCAGCUCAAGAAGCAGAUGAAGGAAAUUGAGGAGGAACGGAACAAAUACAACAAGGAGAACGAAUCCGACCGCGGAGACGGCCAGAAAAAAUCCCCUCCUCCACCGAAUAACAACAAUACUCAGCAGCUGAUUUUGCUGACGAGUAUAGUUGCACUUUUAUGGGCUAUGUCAAAUACCGGUUCUUCUACGUCGAGAGAGAUUACCUGGCAAGAAUUCCGCACCGCCUUCCUUGACAAGGGCCUUGUUGAAAGACUCGCCGUUGUAAACCGUAACAAGGUCCGCAUAAAGUUACGUCCCACUGCAGCUGGCAAUAUGCUUCCUGGUGCGGUUGCACCGGGUGAGUACUACUUCUCAAUUGGAAGUGUUGACGCUUUUGAGCGCAAGCUCGACGAGGCUCAAAACGAGCUGAGCAUUCCGAGCCAUGAGCGUAUCCCUGUCGCAUAUCACGAUGAGAUAUCAGCAUUUAGCACACUAUUGCAUUUUGCUCCCACGAUGUUACUCGUGGGCGUGAUUUAUUGGAUGUCAAGACGUGCAGGCGGCGCAGGAGGUGGUUCGGGAGGUAUUUUUGGUAUGGGGCGAAGUCGUGCUAAACUAUUCAACAAGGAGACAGAAGUCAAGGUCAAAUUCGCUGACGUUGCUGGCAUGGAUGAGGCGAAGGAGGAAGUCAUGGAAUUUGUGCAGUUCCUCAAGGAGCCCGCCCGCUACGAAAAGCUCGGUGCGAAGAUCCCCCGCGGUGCGAUUUUAUCAGGUCCUCCUGGUACCGGUAAAACGCUCUUGGCAAAGGCGACUGCCGGAGAAGCAAACGUGCCUUUCCUGUCUGUCUCUGGAUCCGAGUUUGUCGAGAUGUUCGUUGGUGUAGGUCCUUCCCGUGUCCGCGACCUGUUCUCAUCGGCCAAGAAACAUGCGCCCUGUAUCAUCUUCGUUGAUGAAAUCGAUGCUAUUGGCAAGAAGCGAGGAAAGGGCGGAAACUUUGGUGGAAACGACGAGCGCGAGUCUACUCUUAAUCAGCUACUUGUCGAGAUGGAUGGAUUCGGGACUCGCGAGCAUGUGGUUGUCCUUGCGGGUACGAAUAGGCCAGACGUUCUUGACCCGGCGCUAUUGCGUCCAGGACGGUUUGACCGCCAUAUUGCCAUCGACCGUCCUGACGUAUCUGGUCGCAAGGGUAUCUUCAUGGUUCAUCUCCGGCCUCUCCGCCUUUCUAGCGACCUUCCUACCCUCGAAGAUCUCGCACAAAAGUUGGCUGUCCUCACCCCUGGGUUCUCUGGUGCCGAUAUUGCAAAUGUUUCUAAUGAAGCUGCUUUGCAUGCAGCGCGCAAGAACCAUGAGUCUGUUGAAGAGUCGGACUUUGAGAGCGCGAUUGAGCGCGUCAUUGCUGGUCUGGAACGCAAGAGCCGUGUGCUGAGCAAGGAGGAAAAGAAGACAGUCGCGUACCACGAAGCUGGUCAUGCUGUUUGUGGCUGGUUCCUGGAACAUGCCGAUCCUCUGCUUAAAGUCAGUAUCAUCCCUCGCGGAGUUGGUGCAUUAGGUUAUGCACAGUACCUGCCCCCUGACCGCUACUUGCUUUCCACGCCGCAAAUGAUGGACCGGAUAUGCAUGACCCUUGGUGGCCGUGUCUCGGAAGAGAUAUUCUUUGGCGCAGAGAACAUCACGACUGGCGCACAAGAUGACCUGCAAAAGAUCACUCGCAUGGCAUUUGAGGCGUGUGCAAACUACGGCAUGAACGACGUUAUUGGCCCAGUCAGCUACGGUGGGACCGAAAGUAGGAAAGAGAGCUGGCAGAAACCAUUCAGCGAGAAGACUGGCGAGAUGCUUGAUUCCGAAGUCCGCAAGAUGAUCAUGACGGCGUACGACCGUACGCGGGAACUGCUAAGAAAGCACCGCGAGGACGUCGAGAAAGUUGCUCAACUGCUUCUUACCAAGGAGGUUAUCACGCGCGAGGACAUGCGGGAUCUUCUCGGUAAACGACCUUUCGAUGGGCGUUCCGACGACAUGGACAAAUGGUUAGACGAACACGGGUCGAAGAAGAAGGGAGAAGUGAGUGCACCUCCGCCGAUGGAAGAGUCACCUGAACCUGCACCGUUGCCAACCCCCAUGUCGAAAUUAGAGGUAGACAGGAGAUGAUUCCGGAACUUCGUUUUCCUUUUCUCUCCUUGUAUUACAGGGUACGCUAUCAUCAAGUAAAAGUAAAUACUUUGCAUAAUGAAACGCAUACAGAGGCAUCCCACUCCCUUCAAUAUAAAUUGCAUAGAACAUCUAAUUAGCUUAAAGAUGAAGUCAAAGAAAUUUGACUGUUAAUGUUCA
This is a messenger RNA of Fomitiporia mediterranea MF3/22, 2569 nucleotides long. Its product is annotated as ATP-dependent metallopeptidase Hfl. Lineage: Eukaryota; Fungi; Basidiomycota; Agaricomycetes; Hymenochaetales; Hymenochaetaceae. Gene Ontology annotation, cellular component: membrane; m-AAA complex. The record is from RefSeq and is a predicted model, not a curated record. Bases 56 to 2389 code for a protein of 777 amino acids. Gene Ontology annotation, molecular function: metalloendopeptidase activity; zinc ion binding; ATP-dependent peptidase activity. The transcript has 3 exons. Gene Ontology annotation, biological process: mitochondrial protein processing; protein-containing complex assembly.